Molecule: messenger RNA, 1094 nt
Organism: Pogoniulus pusillus (Red-fronted tinkerbird)
Lineage: Eukaryota; Metazoa; Chordata; Aves; Piciformes; Lybiidae
Gene: PSMA5
Product: proteasome 20S subunit alpha 5
Exons: 9
Coding region: 157-882 (241 amino acids)
Biological process (GO): proteasome-mediated ubiquitin-dependent protein catabolic process
Cellular component (GO): nucleus; proteasome core complex, alpha-subunit complex; proteasome core complex
Source: RefSeq, a predicted model, not a curated record
GCGGAAGUGGCGGGCAGGGGGCGGGCUCACGCCUGCGCAGUUCGGAGCCGCCGACAGGAAGCGGUGGCCGCGAGCUCCCGGUUCCCGCCCGCGCCCCUGCCCUGCGGCUCCUGCGUCCUGCGGCCCCUGCGGCCCCUGCCUCCCGCCGCCGCCGCUAUGUUUCUCACACGCUCCGAGUACGAUCGGGGGGUGAACACUUUCUCUCCGGAGGGGAGGCUGUUCCAGGUGGAGUAUGCCAUCGAGGCCAUCAAGCUUGGCUCCACAGCCAUUGGGAUCCAGACCUCGGAGGGGGUGUGCCUGGCCGUGGAGAAGAGGAUCACCUCCCCCCUGAUGGAGCCCAGCAGCAUCGAGAAGAUUGUGGAGAUUGACUCCCACAUCGGCUGUGCCAUGAGUGGCUUAAUAGCUGAUGCAAAGACUCUGAUUGAUAAGGCACGAGUGGAGACCCAGAACCAUUGGUUCACCUACAACGAGACCAUGACGGUGGAGAGUGUGACCCAGGCAGUGUCCAACCUGGCGCUGCAGUUCGGCGAGGAGGAUGCAGACCCUGGGGCCAUGUCGCGGCCCUUCGGCGUGGCGCUGCUGUUCGGAGGAGUGGACGAGAAGGGACCUCAGCUGUUCCACAUGGACCCCUCGGGCACCUUUGUGCAGUGCGAUGCCAGAGCCAUCGGCUCCGCCUCGGAGGGGGCACAGAGCUCCCUGCAGGAGGUUUACCACAAGUCCAUGACGCUGAAGGAAGCCAUCAAAUCCUCCCUGGUCAUCCUGAAGCAGGUGAUGGAGGAGAAGCUCAAUGCCACCAACAUCGAGCUUGCCACGGUGGAGCCUGGCAUGAAGUUCCACAUGUACACGAAAGAGGAGCUGGAAGAGGUCAUCAAGGAUAUUUGAGAGGGGGAAGAGACUCCCCCUGAGGCUUGACCCAUCCUGAUCAAAGUGAACUGGUUCCAGGUCCACUCAGCAGCUCUGAGCUCUGACCUCCCCCUGCCAGCUCUGAGCUCUGAUUGCUCUUCCCAAAGGUCCUGCAGGUGUUUUUUACACUCUCUGUACAUAACUGAGCUCGACAAGGACAGGAGAUGACAAUAAAUCAUUUUGUUACUCUA